GUCUGGCGGGGAGGUGACGAAGCUGUCCUCUAGCAGCGUCACUGUCCUUCAGCCAUCUUAAUAACAAUGCUGGGCGCUGUGGGACGCGGCUGUAGUGGUGCUCUGCAGGCUUUUAAACCUGCUAUCAACUCAUUCAAGACCUUAAGCGGUAGACAUGUAAGCCUAAAUUCGGGGCGGGGUUAUGCUAGCCCAGCUGCUCAAGCAGCUUUGGCCAACGGUCGCAUCGUGGCUGUGAUCGGCGCCGUGGUGGAUGUCCAGUUCGAUGAAGGCCUCCCCCCCAUCCUCAAUGCACUGGAGGUGGCAGGCCGUGAGAGCAGGCUGGUUCUUGAGGUGGCCCAGCAUCUGGGUGAAAACACUGUCAGGACAAUUGCCAUGGACGGCACAGAGGGUCUGGUCCGUGGGCAGAAGGUUCUUGACACUGGGGCUCCGAUCAGAAUACCUGUAGGUCCUGAGACUUUGGGCAGGAUCAUGAACGUCAUUGGAGAACCCAUUGAUGAACGUGGUCCAAUUAGCACGAAACAGACUGCUCCUAUCCACGCUGAAGCUCCUGAGUUCACAGACAUGAGUGUGGAGCAGGAGAUCUUAGUCACUGGGAUCAAAGUUGUAGAUCUGCUGGCUCCCUAUGCCAAGGGUGGAAAGAUUGGCCUGUUUGGAGGCGCCGGUGUGGGCAAGACGGUGCUAAUCAUGGAGCUGAUCAACAAUGUGGCCAAGGCUCACGGUGGCUACUCUGUGUUUGCGGGUGUGGGAGAGCGCACCCGUGAGGGCAACGACUUGUACCAUGAAAUGAUUGAGUCUGGCGUUAUUAACCUGAAGGACACCACCUCAAAGGUGGCGCUGGUGUAUGGUCAGAUGAACGAGCCUCCAGGCGCCCGUGCCAGAGUCGCUCUCACCGGCUUGACUGUUGCUGAAUAUUUCCGCGACCAAGAGGGGCAGGAUGUGCUUCUGUUCAUUGACAACAUCUUUCGGUUUACCCAGGCUGGAUCAGAGGUGUCUGCGCUGUUGGGUCGUAUCCCGUCUGCUGUGGGGUACCAGCCCACCCUGGCCACUGAUAUGGGUACCAUGCAGGAACGAAUUACAACCACAAAGAAGGGUUCCAUCACCUCAGUACAGGCGAUCUACGUGCCUGCUGACGACUUGACCGACCCUGCUCCUGCCACCACCUUCGCUCACCUGGACGCCACCACCGUGCUGUCCCGUGCCAUCGCUGAGCUCGGCAUCUACCCUGCCGUGGACCCCCUUGACUCCACUUCCCGCAUCAUGGACCCCAACAUUGUUGGGGCCGAGCACUACGACGUCGCUCGAGGUGUACAGAAGAUCCUCCAGGACUACAAAUCCUUGCAGGACAUCAUUGCUAUUCUGGGUAUGGAUGAACUGUCUGAGGAAGACAAGCUGACCGUAGCCCGUGCUCGCAAGAUCCAGCGUUUCCUGUCCCAGCCGUUCCAGGUGGCUGAAGUCUUCACGGGCCACAUGGGGAAGCUGGUACCUCUGAAAGAAACCAUCAAAGGCUUCCAGAGCAUCCUAGGAGGUGAAUAUGAUGCCUUACCUGAGCAGGCUUUCUACAUGGUGGGUCCCAUUGAAGAAGUGGUCCAAAAGGCAGAGAAACUGGCAGAGGAGCACUCGUAAAUGCUGACGUAUGGAAGGAUCUCUGAAUUGUACAGUAUAAUUUCUAUUUGAGGAACUUCUGAUGUGUCAUGUUUGUGUUGCUCUGGAAGGAGAUUAAAGAUGAUACUGUAAUAUAUAACAAUGCUC
This is a messenger RNA of Dunckerocampus dactyliophorus (ringed pipefish), 1749 nucleotides long. Its product is annotated as ATP synthase subunit beta, mitochondrial-like. Gene Ontology annotation, biological process: proton transmembrane transport; proton motive force-driven mitochondrial ATP synthesis. The transcript is spliced from 10 exons. NCBI's taxonomy places the organism in Eukaryota, Metazoa, Chordata, Actinopteri, Syngnathiformes, Syngnathidae. Gene Ontology annotation, molecular function: proton-transporting ATP synthase activity, rotational mechanism; ATP binding; ATP hydrolysis activity. The record is from RefSeq and is a predicted model, not a curated record. Bases 67 to 1623 code for a protein of 518 amino acids.